AGCCUCCCAAUGGCCCUCGCUGAGUAGUCAGCAAUUAUCCGCCAGCCAUGGCGGCAGAUGUGGCGAAGCUAUGCGCCAGCUUGGACAAGAUCUUCAAGAGCUUCUCCACCCAGGAGGUGCAGUUGGAUCCCAAGGAGAUGACAAACCUCCGGGACCGCGGCACCAUCCAAUAUGUGGAGCAGAAGUUCCAGGCCCACCUGCAGCGCGCCCGGGCGGCCUUCCUCCAGGAGUUCCGAAACCACGCCGUGGUGGUGGAAACAGAGGUCAAGAAGAUUCGAAAUGAGAUGACCGAGCAGAUGGAGGAGAAGUACGGCAAGAUGCUGGGCGAGCUCCGCACCUCCGUCCUGGACUCUGAGGGCGUGGUGCAGUCACAAAAGGCCGAGAUCUCUCAGCUGAAAGGCGUAGUGGCGUCCCAAGAGUCGUACAUGACGGCGGCCAAGAACCAGGAGCAGCUACAGGAGGCCGUGCGGUCUCUGGAGACUCAGCUGGAAUCUGCUCGAGUCGACAUCUUGCAGCUGAAGCACCAGCUUGCCGGCCGGGAGGACCUGGUCUCGCAGCUCCGCGGGGAGUUGGCCUUUCUCUCGGCCGAGGUGCAGCGAUCGGAGGCGCAGCGUCAGGAGGAGCAGCGACUGGCGGAGGAGCGGCUCAGUGGGGCGCAGAAGGCGAUGCAGCAGCAUCAGAAGCUGUUCACGGAUCACAUGCAGAGAUACUCGCAGGAGUUCAGCGAGUACAAAGAAAAGACUUCGGACCAGCUGCAGAUCCUCGCCAUCCUGAACCGCAGGCUGAAAGAGGCCUUGCGACACAUGGAGCAGGAAAGGCAGCGCCACGCUGAAGCGCGGGCCAAGCCCAGCCCUCGCAUCGGCGAGGUGGAAGAGGAAAUAGAAGAAGAGGAGGCCUUUGAGCCCUACGUGGAGAGCGCAGCCCCCGCCUACCGCACGGACGAUAUGGGCAUGGACACGGCCUGGCGGGACUACAAGAUCAGCAACUUCGAGCUGGAUCUGCCUGCCAAGCCACCGCCCAAGUUCAAGGUGGAGCGCGUGCGCCGCGUGCUGCCCAUGCCAGCGCCGAUUCCAACGAUGGAGACUCCGCGGCCCAUGCGUUUGCUGCAGCUGCCAGCGGUGAGCCCUGCACUAGGUGGGAUUCUUUCACCUCGACCGAGGUGAGGUUCUGCCUGGUGAGCCGGCCUCGCAGGCGACGUCUCUCCGAGCCCAAAGGGACAGAGUCCAAGGUGAAAGCGUACCUUUGGCAUGCCAAAUCGCCAACCAUACAGCUUGUCAAAGACUGCAGUACCCCAGAAUUUCCUGACCC
Molecule: messenger RNA, 1308 nt
Organism: Effrenium voratum
Lineage: Eukaryota; Dinophyceae; Suessiales; Symbiodiniaceae
Source: the annotation of a GenBank genome assembly